CUUCAACACUACCUACUCAGAUAAAAGGGUGAACAAGGAUGAGACUAUUGAUGGCAUAAGGGGGUUGAUAGCAGUUAUGUGUCUGAUGAUGAUUAAGAUUUUGAAUGCUUUAAAUUGACGAACGCAUGUUUUGUUUGAGUUUCUCCUUAUCGAAAUGAGCAUUAUCUACAAUAGUAAAUUGGCUUAUAUUUCCAAUGUUCCAUAUGUAACUUGAAACUCAGUAAUUAGGAAUGAAUUGACAUCCAAAAGAUUCUCCUUAAGCAUCUUUUACUUAAUUAGUGAUCUUAGAUACAAGUCACUCUAUUAGAGUUUGUAGUAUAUGUGGAGUGAGAGAAUCUAAGUAUCCGGUUGAUACGAAAUAGUGCAGACAUUGUAUGAAAAAACAUAUUAAGAAGCCAUAGAAUGUCACUUUUCUUACUAAAAUUUUGAAAAAAAAAAUUAUGUAGCAUUACAUAAUGAUCCGAGAAAUAUUUUAUUGCACAUUUUGAGCGAGGGCAAAACAUUUGAUUUGUUUUUACUUAUUUUAAGUUGUCUCUAGAGAAAUUUUCUUCUUCUCACUCACAAGACUCAAAUAAUCGUUGUAAUUUAUCAUAUUAAUCGAUUGAUAUUGAAGAUCUCAUUAAUGGGAGACAUGAAAGUUCAAAUGUGAGGACUUAAAUUAACCCUAGCUAAAUGAGCUUCUCGCUUUCAUUGUUUUAUGAUUGUCCGUCCUUAUAAUUCAAUCAUUCAUGAUAGGAGAAAAAAAAACAUAUUCUUUUCUUACCUAGUGAGGGAACAAAGGGAGCAAUAUAUACCUUAUUAUAAUAGAGGAUCACUAAUUCCACUCAAUAGUUACCAAAGGUAGUUGGAGAAACACUUCUCCCUCACUAGAUUUUUUUUUAAAUGGUGAAAGAUGCAUUAAGAAAAAAACCAGAUAACGCCCAAGUCACAGUACAAAAUAAGGAGCAAAAACAAAAAACAAGACAAACCAGAAAAAAUAAACUCAAAAUAUUACAAACGAAACCCAGCCACGGAUCAUAGAAAGCAGCAACACGCAUCCCUGCAACCUUGAUCUUAACAAGAAAACCUGAACAACAAAGCUAAAACAACCACACUCCAGCUCCCCAACCAAAAAGGCCUCUGCCAACAACAACCAACCCUCUGGAACAAUCAGCACCCUCUACCUAUUAUGUGCAUUAUUCACUCUUAUCCACCGGUUUCCUUGAUCUCUGCUGAUCUUUCCAAACGCAACGAGCCACUCGACAACGCCAUGAACAGCCUUCUUGUAAACAGAAGUGACCGGGAGUGUUAGACGAAUGGGUUUUGGGUCUCUGGUUUGGCCUUUGUUUCGGCCCAUGUUGUCUCGGCUGUCUUGUCUCUACUGUCCAUUAUGUAAUUGGCCCAUGCAAACUAGUAUACACGUUGCUAUUAGGGUUUGCUAGGGUUAGGAUAGUAUAAAGAUAGCUGUGUAACCGAGUGGAAACGUUAAGCUGAAUAAGAGAUUCCUAUUCCCCGUGGACUAGUCGGUAUUGCUCUCUGCAAUAUCGGAAACCACGUAACUCUGUUUGUGUUUUCGUUUUCAGCUUGAUAGGUUUUCUAACAUGGUAUCAGAGCUUUCGAGAAUGGAUACGGAGAAGAUUUCCCUCCGUCUCAAUCACAAGAACUAUGCCUUGUGGGAAUUCCAAUUCCGUGUCUUCGUUAAGGGACAUGGUCUACUUGGCAUUCUCAAUGGAACGACCCAGAAGCCGCUCGCCCCGGCUCCGGAACAAGAAAUCGCCCGCUGGGGCCAGCAAGAUGCACGGAUACGAUCCUGGAUACUGGGCUCGGUUGACCCAACGAUCGCGCUCGGACUUCGUCUGCACACCACGGCCUUCACGAUGUGGUCGCAUCUGGCCUCCACAUACUCGUCUGUCAAUCCCGCCCGCCAGUUCGAGAUUGAGUGUGCUCUCGGACGGCUGGAACAAGGCAACAAGGAUGUCACCGCUUACUUCAGUGAUGCACAGGAGCUCUGGAUUGAACAAGACUUGCUGACCGCUACCCUUCGCUCCAAGGAGGCCUCUGCCGAAGUUCUUGAAGACCGGCAGCGCUCCCGUCUGUGCCAAUUCCUCAUGAAAUUGAGGCCUGAGUUCGAGGCCAUUCGCUCCACACUGCUCAAUCGGGAGGACCUCAAAUUUGACGGCGUUCUCGGCCACCUCGUCCGCGAAGAAACGCGCCUACGUACCCAGGCACAACUUGAUGUUCGUCCCGGUGAGGGCGAAACUGUGUUUGCUGCCGCUGCUGAUCACUCCCAGUCCAUUGCCGCUGCUGUUCAGAGGCCUCAGUUUCAACGUCGCGUCCCGGCGACCGAGCUCGAGUGCCAUCACUGCCACGAGAGAGGCCAUCUCCAAAAGCACUGUCGCCGCAAGAAUUUUUGCGUGUAUUGUAAACGCAAUGGGCACAUCGUUCUUGACUGCCGAUCGGCCCAGCGAGCUGCUGCUCGUUCUGCUUCUGCCGGUACCUCCGCUGAUCGUUCAGCCCAUGCCCCGGCUGAUCGCCCAGCCUAUGCCGUCCAAGCUCCACUCCCCGCCCCGCCUGGACCUGCCGUUGAUGUCGCUACGGUUGAACAGGUAGUGAACAGCGCACUCCAACGUUCUCUCCCGGGGGCGAUCAGUAGCGCCUUCGCUGCCCUGCAAGCUACAGGUAAGCCUCGACCUUGGCUUCUGGACUCGGGAUGUUUUAAUCAUAUGACCAAAGAUGCUCAUCAAUUAUGUGAUAAGUCUCCUGUUCAUAACAUGACCUUACGUGUGGCAAAUGGCCAACAGUUAAAUGUGCAUGGAAUUGGUCAGGUUCACACUACGAAAAUUGCUUUGCCCAACACGUUGCAUGUCCCUGCUCUUGUUCCGAAUUUGGUUUCCGUAGGGCAGCUAACCGAGCAAGGUUGCUCUGUUUUAUUUGAACCUUCUGGUUGUGUUAUCCAGGAUCUGAAGACCGGGAGGCAGAUCGGACGAGGGAGUAAGCAAGGGCGAGUGUUUCAUUUAGAGGAGCUCUCGAGUCGAUCGGGGGCCACGCCACCAGCUAGUAUUCGUCCCGUCAGUAGUCCGGUUUCUAGGCCUGUCAGUAGUCCUUCCUCGUUGGUGUCUAGUGUUGUUGAUUCUGUUUCUCGUUCAAAAACAGCAUGGGAACUAUGGCAUGCACGUUUAGGUCAUCCAAAUUCGGUUCGGCUUAUGUCUAUGUUUAAACAAAACUUGCUUGGUCCUAAUAAAGGUGGUGUUUCCUCUGUUCAUAAGUGCACUAGUUGUAUUGAUGCUAAGCUCAAGAGCAUUUCCUUCUCCCCUAGUCAAACUGUGAUUUCGGAACCGUUUCAUAUCGUGCAUACCGAUCUUUGGGGGCCUUCUCCCACUGUUUCUCGCCAUGGUUUUCGCUACUUUGCUCUUUUCGUGGAUCAUGCUACUCGGUUCACGUGGGUCUAUUUUCUUCGUCUUAAGUCUGAUUUGUUGGCUGUUGCCUCCGAGUUUUUGAACAUGGUUCGCACCCAGUUUAAUCGUCCUGUCAAAAUUGUUAGGUCCGACCCUGGCGGAGAAUUUAGCUCCCAUCCGUUACGUGAUCUUUAUCGUUCUCUUGGUACCUUAUGUCAGAAGUCUUGUCCGGGUGUCUCACAGCAAAACGGCCUUGUUGAACGGAAAAAUCGCCACGUGGUUGAGCUGACUCGAGCUCUCCUUCUCGACUCCCACGUUCCAUCGAUUUUUUGGCCUGAGGCCGUGGCCACUGCUGUUCGGCUCAUUAACUAUCAGAUCACGCCUGUCCUUGAUCACCGUAGUCCGUUUUUCACUCUGUUUUCUAAGCAUCCGGACUAUACUCGUCUUCGUGUCUUUGGUUGUACUUGCUUUGUUCUCACUCCUAAGAAAGAACGGAAUAAGUUCUCUUCCAAGGCUGCCCGUUGUAUGUUCUUAGGGUAUAGCGAUGUCCACAAAGGGUACCUAUGUUAUGAUCCCGUCCUGUCACGUAUUAGGAUCGCCUGUACUGUUGUUUUUUUUGAGUCUCUGCCAUUUCACUCCUCGUCCCCAGCUGCCUCACUUGAUUUCCUCUCCCCUGUGCCCACUUUGCCCUCAUUUGACGAGGACGAUGGUGAUGAUGACUUGCUGCCCCCUCCUCCGCCCGAUGACUCUGAUCUGUCUCCCUCCCCCGCUGCGUCCCCAGCAAGCUCGACCUGUUCCUCCAGCGCCUCGUCCAGUUCGGCCUCAUCUGGCAGUGAGCCUCCUGCCUCGCCUGCCAGCUCCAUUUCCUCUGCGGCUGCUUCGCCGCAACCUGCCCCAGUGCUGCGUCGCUCCCUUCGUAGUACCAAGGGUCACCUCCCAGCUCGUUUUGCUGAUUAUCAUGCUUAUGGUAUUUCUGCUGUGGCUGUUCCUACUCGUUUUAAACAGGCUGCAGGUGAUCCGAAUUGGGACAAUGCGAUGAAGGUGGAAAUGGAUGCACUUCAUGCUCGUGGUACGUGGACUAUGGUUGAUCGCCCUCCUCCUCCUGUUCCUAUUGUUGGCAGCCGCUGGGUGUACAACAUUAAGGUCCAUCCGGAUGGGACCAUUGAGCGGUUUAAGGCUCGGGUCGUUGCCCAGGGUUAUACGCAGGUACAGGGCAUUGAUUAUGACGAAACCUUUGCCCCGGUGGCAAAGAUGACCACUGUCCGCACUCUCUUGGCUGUUGCUGCUCUCCGGGAUUGGCCCCUAUUGCAACUUGACGUUAAGAAUGCGUUCUUGCACGGUGAUCUUCAGGAGGUCGUUUACAUGGAGCCUCCUCCCGGAUACACGCUUGGCGCCCCUGGCCAGGUCUGUUUACUGCAUCGGUCACUCUACGGGUUGAAACAGGCACCCCGUGCCUGGUUCGACAAAUUUCAGUCCACGAUCCUUACCCUAGGGUUCAGUCAGAGUCUUAACGAUCCGUCUCUUUUUACCCGGGUGACGUCUACUGGUAUCGUUGCUCUCCUCCUGUAUGUCGAUGAUAUGGUCGUUACCGGUGAUGAUGCUGCAGGUAUUCAGUUGCUCAAAGAAGGCCUACAGGCCGCGUUUGACCUCAAGGACUUGGGAACCCUCACCUAUUUCCUUGGACUUGAGGUCACUCGUAGUCCCCACGGGAUACUCUUGAAUCAGACGAAGUACAUCACUGAUUUGUUGGAUGAUCAUCAGUUCGAGGAUUGUACUCCUGUUCGUUCGCCGAUGGAGCUUAACUUGAAGCUCCGCCGUGAUUCUGGUGCCCCGUUGGUUGAUAGUUCCAAGUACAGGAGCAUUGUGGGUAGCUUAAUCUACCUUGCCGCCACCCGUCCCGAUAUCUCCUAUGCUGUCCAGAUUGUGAGCCAUUUCAUGACUGCCCCCACUGUUGACCAUCUCUCCGCUGUUCAUCGCAUCCUUCGUUAUCUGCAGGGGACCAGGGAGGUUGGUUUGUUCUUUCCGUCUCAGGGCUCACUCUCCCUCCAGGCCUUUUCCGACUCUGACUUCGCCGGUUGUACUGACACUCGCCGCUCCACAACCGGGUGGUGUGUUCGGUUUGGUCAUUCGUUCAUCUCUUGGCGGUGCAAGAAGCAGGAUCGUGUGGCCAAGUCCUCUACUGAGGCCGAGUACCGGUCCAUGUCCGAUGUUGCCUCGGAGGUUGUUUGGCUCACUCGGCUGUUAGUGGAUCUCGGGGUUCGCUGUCCCCCGGCGGUUGAUUUGUUCGUGGAUAACACUAGUGCUAUCCAGAUUGCUCUUAAUCCGGUGCUUCAUGACCGCACGAAGCAUAUUGAGCUUCACAUUCACUAUGUUCGUGACCAGGUUCGCGAUGGGUCUCUUCGGUUACACUACGUCGCUUCUGAGGAUCAGAUUGCCGAUCUUCUCACCAAGGCCCUUCCCAUUAGUCGUCACUGGUAUCUGUCUGGCAAAUUGAUGCUUCGUGACCGGCAUCAAUUUGGGGGAGGAUGUUAGACGAAUGGGUUUUGGGUCUCUGGUUUGGCCUUUGUUUCGGCCCAUGUUGUCUCGGCUGUCUUGUCUCUACUGUCCAUUAUGUAAUUGGCCCAUGCAAACUAGUAUACACGUUGCUAUUAGGGUUUGCUAGGGUUAGGAUAGUAUAAAGAUAGCUGUGUAACCGAGUGGAAACGUUAAGCUGAAUAAGAGAUUCCUAUUCCCCGUGGACUAGUCGGUAUUGCUCUCUGCAAUAUCGGAAACCACGUAACUCUGUUUGUGUUUUCGUUUUCAGCUUGAUAGGUUUUCUAACAGGGAGACAUCUAUCUAAUCCCCCUUGUUGUUUAUCCCUACCUAGGCGCACACAAUGUAACAGUGGUUGUGUAUGGGAUUGAUGCAUGAUCCUCACAAAUUUGAGUAUGACUAUUGGUUGAUCAUGACGAGGUUUUGCGUAAAUCCAAGUUAAGGUAAAUUUUUAUUGACUUCAAAUGCACAAGUUGAUUUCAAAGUCCAUGUAAGAAAAUAAUCAUAAAGAUCCUUCAUAAAAACAAGAGACCCGGGGUAAUCUUGAGUUGUCAAGAAAAGUGCGCUCUUGGGUACGUUAGGUCAUAUAACUAAUAUCAAGAAAUACAAGUACUAUAUUGGGUGAUAGGGUGUUCAUUAACCAAUAUGUCUUUCAUUAGAUAAAUUCUCUUUUUAUAUUCAAAUUAAAUUUUAUUUUUCUUGUUUUUUUUAUUAUCCGGGAACCUCAGCCCCACAUGCCAGCUGGGCCUACUAGACUUGGGCGCCACCUGCAAUCAAUUUCGUUUAUUUCCCUUGUUGCUUCUCAUUUACUCAUUUAAUAGCAUUAUCUUUUAGUCUAACUCUCUCGUAUACGACUUUCUUUCCCACUUUGUGAUAAUUCGCUUCGUUUUUGCGCCUUUGAACUUAAACGAAUUGGACCCAUCUUGAAUGAAUUUAUGUUUUCGUCAAUGACAUAAAAACCUACAAAUACCCAACAAAACGGAAGUAUGAGAUUGAGGCAUAAAAACCUUAUAUCAAUACCUAUAAUCCCCCCCCCCCCCCCCCCCCCCCCCCCCCAUGUUAUGUAAAUUGAUCAAGAACACCGUAUCAACCCACAUCCUUAUUAUCUUUCUUUGGGAACAAAGUAUAUACAAGACUCUAGUGCUCGCAUAAUUUGUCUCAAGGAAAAGUCUCACACAAUGCCUGUAAAAAACCCUUUUGAGUGAUGUAUGGUGGCAUUAUAACUAGCCAGAGAACACCAUGCAUAAUUAUUGUUCUUUGGAUGGUGAAUGGAGCUAGCUACAUCCCAAUUUGUGUUUGUACAUAAAAAGAGUGUUAUCAAAGUGCAGGAGGGUUUGGUUGCCGCAAUUUCAUAGGUCACCUUCCCUGAAAAAAGCAGCUGGGGCUCCUCUUUGAGUUGGCCAGAGAGAGUACCACUAACAAAGCCCACUUAUAACUGAGUAAUGACUGCUCUUUCUCCUAUAGUGUCCACCAAAAACCAGCCGCCCCCUCUCCUCCUAAAUUGCACAUGUUUAUGUCCGCCUCUAACUGUUGGGCCAGACGUACGUGGCCACAUAGGGAGACCUAGCCAUCACUCUACUUUAACAACCACGCUCCCCAAGUAAUUAGCUAGCUAGGGUUGCUUACAAAGUGGAAUUGUAACGAAUCAAUGAUACAAUCGUUAAUGUCAAACGUUGUGAUCUAUAAUAGACUAAAUUCAUCAACACAUAUGCUAAAAACUACAAUAGUAAACAAAAUUUGAAAGACUUCGAUUAGGGUGUAGAGUUGGCCUAUUAAAAAACGGAGACAAGAACUGUAGCAGCAAUAUGGAGGCGCACGUAUACCCACCCAUUCUGCUCUUUAGCCAUCUCCUCAACAACAAGGCAUGCUUGUCCCCAAAACUAGAAUCCAAGUUACAGCACAUCUCGACAGGGAAGAGAUGACCCAAUUACUCUGUUUUCUGCAGUACAGAAUUCAUGAUUCAACUCAAGAGGCUUACAGGUAUUGUCACCCCAUAAUU
Messenger RNA from Linum trigynum, 7905 nucleotides. NCBI's taxonomy places the organism in Eukaryota, Viridiplantae, Streptophyta, Magnoliopsida, Malpighiales, Linaceae. The record is from the annotation of a GenBank genome assembly.